AUGGUCUCGGGAAAGUACAGUAUCCCACGGGAAGGGAGCCGGGAAUCGAUUGGAUCCAAGUUUGAAAAGAUCUUCAAAAAGUCCAGAAGUAGUGAUGAUGCGGUGGAAGAGGUGUCAGAACAAUGUGAAUGUCGGUUUAUCACGGACAUUCGAGUUUGUCGUGAGUUUUGUUGAGUGCAAUAUAAUGGGUAGUGUAAUAUAAUUUUGGGUUUGUAAAGGUGUUUAUGUUACUCGGAUUGACUUCAAAUUUGGCAGAGAGCAUCUAGACAGCCUUAGUUUUUCAGGGAAAAAAUUUGGGGUCAUUUUUUAAAAUAAAGUCUAACCGAUUUUCAAAUUUUUUGGGUGAUAAAAAAUUUUUAAAACUGAAAAUUUUUGUGAAAAAGUCUGUCUAAAAAUAACGAAAAACAAGUUCAAAAAACUUAAUCUGAGCUCACGUCAAUCGACAAUUCAAACUUGCCAAUUUUUUCCAUCCAAAUCCGCACAGUGCGUAAAAAAGUCAUCAAAAAAUGAAAAAAAGUCUGAGUAAAUAGAAAUCCUAUAAAAUAUAAGUAAAACCCACUCCAGAUGAAAGUAAACGUCCUAAGCGAUGAGUAGUCUGGCCACACGUUACCCGUUCGGAACCCCCGCCAUCGGGAUUGCUGGCCAAUAGAUCUCGUCCCUUCUUUAUUCGCCGACUUUUUGGGAGAUUGAACAAACAAAGGUGGAAAGAGCUGGUGGGGGAUCGAAAGCGGGCGAAAGCAUCAUAACGCAGAGUAUAUUAUAGUGUUUUUAUUUCCUCGUUCUUGAUUACCCGCCUCGAUAUCCGAUCCCGACUUCAGCGGGCUGUUCAGUUUGAGAUUUAAUUUACUGCUCAUUUCGAGGCCACCUGAGGGCAAAUUGGGUUAUUUUUUGGGACGAUGCUGACUCAGUCGGUUGGAUCAUAGAGUUAAGUUUGUUUGUGGCCCCGAUUUGGAGUGUGACUUGACGGUUUUGGUCAGUUUUCGAAAUUUUAAGGGGAAUUUUUGAGGAAAAAUAUGACAAUUUGAUGUAGGGCUUCAAGUAUAAGAUACCGAACCAAAGGAAACUUUGCUUAAAAUAUGUUUAGAGCAUAUUGAAGCCAAAUAGACAUGUUUUGGAAUAUUUGAAGACAGUCUGAGCUUAGUAAAUGGGGGUAAAAACUUGAUUGAAAGAGAACAAAUUAAAAAUAGUUGAGCGUAUUUUACCCCUUUUCAGCCAAUCCAACUGGGUCCACGAAUGCCGCGCAGCCCCUCACAGAUCCGCCGGAGCCCGUCCAACGCCAGACCAGCCUGCCGAUCACCUACGCGCCGGUGGAGCCCACCUACAAACCGAUCGAACCCCAGCCCAAACCUCGCCAAUCCUCCUCGGCCCAUUCGUCGCUGUCGAAAAUGAAUCGGUCCGCCACUUACGGCAUGACCGGAGCUGAUUUCAUGGAGCGGAGAGGCUGGCAUGAACGGGAUGCGUAUGGGAAUCCACUGAAUCCGACCAAAAGUGGGAGCGGCAGAAAUGUGCUACGGUAUAUCCCGCACAAUGCGAGUGGGUACACUGAGGAAAAGGAGGAGAGGUGAGUUGGGAUGAGGGUUGUGCCGAUAGCUGGGGUUAGGCCGCAAAUCAGCUUACUAAAAUUUUGGCUUGCGCUUUGCAGUAGUAGCUGAGAUAUACGAUUCAGUCGAUGAAAGAGUACGAAAAAUGUGGAGAGCGGCUAGACAAAAAGUCUUUUUGCCAUAGUUUUGUGAACUAUCCCUCAAAAAAUUGGUUCUUAUAAGGUUUUUUUGCCACUGCCUACGCGUAAAAUUUUACACAGUUCUAGCCAAUCGUAGACAUAAAAUUCUCGGUUCUUGCUGCUAAAAAAUUUUAACCCCCUUAUCCAUCUGCUCGAUAUUUAUGCCCAGUUUCAUUGCAAUAUAUUCACCGCAGUUUCAUACUGUUUCCGGAAAUGUGGUGUACCAAAAUUUUAUUUUUAGCAACAUGACCUACAUCGUGCCAAUAAUCGUGCUAAUAAUCCUGCUUCUUAUCAUCAUCAUUUCACUCUUGAUCCUCUUUGCAACUGGUGGUAAGUUCAAAAAAAAAAUUAAUUUUCAUUUUGAUUGCUACGCUUUUCCAAAAGUGCAGAGAGUUUUUAUCGUUGAUGCACAGUCCAUUUGGACUUUGUUUCGCACUGUGCGGAUGUUUUUGAACGAUUUUGCACUGUGCUUUGUCGCGCGCUCAAAAAUCGCAGCGACACGAUUGAAAAGGGCAUGUGCGGAAGCGAUAUUUUGAAUGCAAGCGAAUUUGAAUGCACAGUGCAAAUUGCAAGUCAACGCGAAGAAGAGAAAAAAAGGGAAUUCUUUUGGGUUUUGUCACAAAUUCGAGAAAAAAUUUUUUUUGGGCCAACUUUUCAAAUGUCGGAGAAAAGUCUAGGUAAAUUUUUAAAAACCUUGAUUGUAUCAAUUUCCAAAAAAAGUGCUCCGUAUUUUACCGUUUAGUUCUCCAACUGGGCUCCUCCAAGCCUCCAUCGCCUCCUACCGACAACAAUCCUAUUGAUCCUCUCCCUCCCAAAGUGCAGCUAGUAAAUCGAACGUUUGAAUGCGAAUUUUUCAUUCUUGAUCAAGCAAAUGCCGCCUAUAAUGAUCCAACAAGUGUCGAGUACGAACAAGCAUCGACGAUCAUUCGAAAUGCGGUAGGAUUGGAGAUGAUUUGUAGGUAACACGCAAUGUUUUCAGCUAAAUACACUGAUCGCACAAUCAACGAUACGAGAUUUGACACCGAGUUUGCAGAUGGAAAGGUUGACCAAUGUGUGAGUUUAGUUAUAAGUGGUAGAGUAAAAGUACAGGCGCACGUCUAUCCAAAAUAGAAGAAAAAAAUUUCUCGCCCCUUUUUGGUGAUUCGUUCAAAACGAAGUGUCACUACCCGAUAAAACGCAUUUUCUUAUCUUUCUUCUUCCUUUUCGAGAAAGAGCAAUUAUUCCGGGCAAGAAACAGUGCCGAUAAUUUCGCUACAUUUCGCCUCUCUUUUAAAAUCAAUGAAAACGAUGCGAAGGGUUCAGGAAAUGCGCUGGAUUGACGUGAGGCGAGGCAUUUGCGAGAUUCGUACGCCAGGCUUCGCAGAAAGCACCGUGAUUUUACGGUCGCAAAAUUUGAAAAAAUUGGGCCUAUCGCUAUGUAAUAUCCACACAAAGUGAACCCUUAUUUCAGCGGGAACGAUCUCCGAGUUCCCUUCCGUCUGACGUUAAUCGUUUACUCCAACAGUCAGCUUACCGCCGAGUCAAUCAAAAAUGUCAUCCUCAGCGAGUUGACCCUUCUGGAGGCCCAACUCAACUACACAUUCGUUGAUCGGACAAGGGUGAAUGUUCGAACGCUCAACUAA
This is a messenger RNA of Bursaphelenchus xylophilus (pine wood nematode), 3342 nucleotides long. The record is from the annotation of a GenBank genome assembly. NCBI's taxonomy places the organism in Eukaryota, Metazoa, Nematoda, Chromadorea, Rhabditida, Aphelenchoididae.